ACAAAAAAACUAGAGCCGCCCCGAACCCUAGGCGUACCAUGUCGUCUCUGCUGCGCUCGCCGGCCACCCGCCGCGCUCUCUCGGCGGUCUCAACGAGAGGACCACAGGGGGCUUCCUUCCGCCGUGCCCCUUCGGUGGCAGCCCCCGCCUUCGGAGGAGAGUGGGGAGCCACCGUUCGCCGAGGUCUCGCGUUCCCGACCUUGCCGCGCCGCCACCUCGGCGGACCUCCUCUGCCCGGCGUCCAAGCCACUACUCCUUCCCCCGCCCAGGUCGAUCAGUUACGUCAGAGUAUGAAGCAACUAAAGGAUACUGUGGAUAAAGGAUUUGUUAUAUAUGGAUCCGUCAGACUUGUUGUCGAGGACUGCAAGCCAGAAGGUGUUUUUCGCCAGUGGUCACGGUUGUACAGUGUUAUUCUUUUGCUUUUGCUUGUCGAACGAAUGAUCAAGUGAGUGAAGCAAGGAUAAUCGAUCUUAAUUCGACUUUGGGGAUGAAGGCAUUUUAAGGAAACUUGUGCUAUGCUGCAGCGGUUUAAAACUUUAAAUCAACGCACUGAAACUUGGUCUACCUUUCUACCUCUGGUGUUGCUGUAUUGUGAGCCACUAGGAUAGCUGGUUUAAUCUAAAGUUCGGUACUUUCGUCUCGAUGGUAUUAUGGACCCUUAGACCUCGUUAUAUAAUAAGGAACUGUGUGUUUUUCGAAAGAAGUUAACGAGUUACUCACCAUUUACAUGUUUAAUGUGUACCAUAUUUUAUUAUUUAGUACGAAAAAUAUGAAUCUA
Lolium rigidum is the source of this 778-nucleotide messenger RNA. RefSeq lists its product as uncharacterized. The record is from RefSeq and is a predicted model, not a curated record. Lineage: Eukaryota; Viridiplantae; Streptophyta; Magnoliopsida; Poales; Poaceae. The coding region runs from base 39 to 449 and encodes 136 amino acids. The transcript is spliced from 4 exons.